Molecule: messenger RNA, 432 nt
Organism: Arabis nemorensis
Lineage: Eukaryota; Viridiplantae; Streptophyta; Magnoliopsida; Brassicales; Brassicaceae
Source: the annotation of a GenBank genome assembly
AUGACAAACCAAACAACUCUACUCGACCUCGCUUACCGGCGGAGGUGGUUUUCUCCUGCGUCGUUGAACCCCUCGAUGCCGUCGGAUCCACCGGAUUCCUUGCGUAUGUGGUACCACCGUCCAUGGUUCGUCACUGUUAUCUCGCCCCUACCUCAGUCCCCGGUUUUAAUGUAUGCACCGUCGACUACAAGACUCACUCUCUGGCUGAGAUCUUCUAUUGCCUUUUACGGCUCAGUGGAUCCCCACUUCACCGGUCAUAAUAGGUUUCCCGGCACGGAGCUUGACCCUACAUCCCAGUCACCGGUUUCAAGCGUUGCGCCACCGACUGCGAAACUAUCUCCUUUGCCAUCUUCCUCCCUCCCUCCCUCGGCUGAGAUCUAUAUCGCCGGCGAUGGAUGCACCGAUACCCUAGCCAUCCUUAUCCUAUCCUGA